Messenger RNA from Jaminaea rosea, 648 nucleotides. RefSeq lists its product as hypothetical. Lineage: Eukaryota; Fungi; Basidiomycota; Exobasidiomycetes; Microstromatales. The coding region runs from base 47 to 418 and encodes 123 amino acids. The transcript has 2 exons. The record is from RefSeq and is a predicted model, not a curated record.
GAAUGAUCUUGGCAUCCCAUCCUCACCUUCCCCAGCCUCGCCCAUCAUGGGGUCUUGCCUCUCACGCUCCUCCUCAUCAUCAUCUUCACCCGCUCACGCUAAUAGACUUGGCUCCUCAUCGACAGCCGGACCUCCAGCAGCCUCCGCGGCAGACGAUCGUGAAGCUCGUGCCCAAGCAGCAGAGCGCCGUCUUGCUGCGCAUCAAGCAAGAGGCACUGGGGGAAGAGGCACCGAGGGAGAUCUGGCGAGAAAGCUCAAGGAGCAGCAGAGAAGCGGUGGGACGAGUGCUGCGCAGGAGCGCGGAGGUCAGGCCGCAGAUGAGGAGAUUAGGAGGAAUACCCAAGAUGACCCGUUAGAAGACUUUACAAAGCUCCACUUGCUCUGCUACAGUUUGGGACUGGGCAUCUCAAAUGCGUAGACUCAGUCUCUCUCACAAAGCAGAGCUGCUUUUCAAUUGCUUUCUUGCUUGCUUGUUCACUUCAACUACUAGAAUAAGUACAAGUUGGGCUGGAAACUAAAAGAAGAGGGCGAUAAACGAAGUGCGACUGACGACUAGCAACUAACGACAACAACGACGAAGAGACGAUCAACGAAGCGAAGCGGAGCGGCUCGUGGCAGGCGGUUGAGCGAGAAAAUGAAGUAGAGUAC